AUGGUGGGAUCUGCCGCUGCUGCAGUUCAAUCUGGUAUCGGAAACGUUGCAGCUGGAAGCGCUUUUGCGGUUCUCCAAAGCGCAGCAGCAGGCGGCAGUGGUGCUAUACUUGUCAACGGCGUCGCCGCGGGUACAGUCACCGCGAUUGCUGUCGCUGCUGCGGCUCCUGGACUCAUCAAAGCUAUGCAGGAAGGCAAGAAGGAGAUCACCGUCGAUGGUAUCACGUACGAGAUUGAGGACAAAGGAGAGGUAUAUUCCUCGCCAGCAGAUCAGUAG
Molecule: messenger RNA, 276 nt
Organism: Alternaria metachromatica
Lineage: Eukaryota; Fungi; Ascomycota; Dothideomycetes; Pleosporales; Pleosporaceae
Exons: 2
Coding region: 1-276 (91 amino acids)
Source: RefSeq, a predicted model, not a curated record